AUGGUGAGCAAGUUGUUCUGCCCCUGGGGGCGGGACCAGUACUGGAUACAGUCACAUGAUUCGCACAGAGCCAAGCUGACCAAUUCCAAUAUGGUGGCCAGCUUGGCAAGUCUACGGUUCCUGUUGAUGCUAUUGUUGUUUUACGGGAUCAGGUUGGCCGCUUGCGACCUGGAAGCCCAGGUGGUGGGACUGCGACUGGAAGACCCCGAAGCAAUAGUGUGCAUGAAAAAGCGCAUAAUUUCAGCGCCUCAUGGCUCUACCUUCACGUUACGCCUGUUUGGGACCAACCUGAAUGGAAGCGGGCCCUUGUUGUCGUUUGCAGGGGCAGCUGCACUGGACGAGGAAGACGCCCCUGACCCCUGUGUGGUUGAAUCAAACAGACUGGGCUCCUUUUUCAAUGUGAGUGGGAAGUUUGUCCCGGAUGAGGUCUCGGGCGAGGUGCACAGCGGCGUGAUAACGGUGCAAGUACCGAAGAGCAGCGCAUCAAAUGGAGCGUUGACCAGUGCCAAGACCUACCACCUAUGUGUGCAGAGACGCGGGAUCUGGGCUUCUGUCGGACGAGACAGGCUACAGGUUCGAUCCGACCUGACUCUACCGCCAGAUUACAUCCCUCCUUGGGCUCUGGCGCUGUUGGUGCUGCUGAUGAUCUUGCUUUGCGCGCUGAUCAGGACUCUUCACUUCAGUCUACUUUGGCUGGAUCCCGUUGAACUUUAUGUUCUCCACAGCUGUGGGUCCGAAGAAGAGAAAAGGACUGCCAAGCGACUAGAGCCUGUCAGGAGAAGGGGGAAUUUUAUGACCUGCUCUCUGCUGUUUCUGUAUGCUCUUGGAUGUUCAGUGCUGGCUGUGCUCCUCCACCAAGCACUUGGCUCAACGGUCUCUGCAGCUUUCACCAGUGGCUUCCUCAUCUUCUUUAUUGUUGAAUUGGUGCCUCACAUUGCAUGCUCAGGUUAUGGAUUCCAGAUAGCACCGGCUCUAACCUGGCUGGCCCAGGUGUCAAUGGUGCUUACAUGCCCACUGUCAUGUCCGCUGGGGCUCAUCUUGGACCUCGCUCUAAGGCGAGACAUCAGCACAUGCGGUAUUAGAGAGAAGGUCAUGGAGAUGGUGCGUACAAACGUCAAUGACCCAUACAGUGAGUUUGUGAAAGAGGAGUUUAGUCGUGGGACUCUGCGCACUAAAACAGUAGAGGACAUCCUGACUCCUCUAAAAGAAUGCUUCAUGCUUCCCAGUUCUGCUGUGCUGGACUUUUCCACCAUGUCUGAGUUAAUGCAGUGUGGCUACACACGUGUGCCCAUAUAUGAUGAGGAGAGGUCCAAUAUAGUGGAAAUACUGUAUGCGAAAGACUUGGCUCUGGUGGACCCAGAUGACUGCACACCAAUGACGACUAUUACCAAGUUCUACAAUCAUCCACUGCACUUUGUCUUCAACGACACUAAACUGGAUGCCAUGUUAGAGGAGUUCAAGAAAGGCAGCUCCACUAUGGCCAUUGUGCAGAAAGUCAAUAAUGAGGGAGAGGGCGAUCCUUUCUAUGAAGUGCUGGGAUUGGUCACUUUAGAGGACGUCAUUGAAGAGAUCAUCAAAUCUGAGAUCUUGGACGAGUCGGAUGGUUAUUUGGACAGAAAGGUAAAGCGUCCUCUUGCCCCGUUGGAGCUUCCGCUGGGGCCCCGGACUGCCCAUGAGGAGUUCUCUCUCUUUAAGCCUCCUGAAGGUGAACCCAAGGUCCGCACUUCUCCACAGCUCCUGCUGGCCACUCUCCGCUUCCUAUCUCGAGAAGUGGAGCACUUCAGUCCAGCUCGUGUCUCAGAGAAGAUCCUGUUUCAUCUUCUCAGUCACCCCAGUGUCAACCAAGAAGUGCACUUUGACCCCAGUAAUCAACACAGCCCAAGUCACUAUCUGUACACAAGAAACCACCCAGUGGAUUACUUCAUCUUGCUGCUACAGGGCCGAGUAGAGGUGGAGAUCGGAAAAGAAUGUUUCAAGUUUGAAAACGGGGCUUUUACUUACUAUGGCAUGUCUGCACUCACACUGCCAUCUUCUGUGCACCAAUCUCCAGUUUCAACACAGCGUCAAUCUCCCAGGGAUUCAUUUGAGCCUGAAGAUGCCACAACUCCUUCAAGUUACUGUCCAGACUACACUGUUCGAGCACUCACCGACCUACAACUCAUAAGGGUUACCCGUCUGCAGUACAUGAACGCGCUCAUGGCUUCCCGCGUUGGUCAGAGUCCAGACCCUCCAGAGAUUAAGAUCCUGCCCAACAGUCAUACCAAGCUGCUCAGUGAUGCAACACAAGGCAGCAGCAGAGUCCAAGAGAGCUCCACAGAAGAGGAGGCUGUUGGGUAG
Messenger RNA from Knipowitschia caucasica, 2337 nucleotides. The record is from the annotation of a GenBank genome assembly. Lineage: Eukaryota; Metazoa; Chordata; Actinopteri; Gobiiformes; Gobiidae.